This is a messenger RNA of Cadophora gregata, 693 nucleotides long. It is a transcript of the gene RIB5, whose product is annotated as Riboflavin synthase alpha chain. The transcript has 2 exons. The record is from RefSeq and is a predicted model, not a curated record. Gene Ontology annotation, molecular function: riboflavin synthase activity. Bases 1 to 693 code for a protein of 230 amino acids. NCBI's taxonomy places the organism in Eukaryota, Fungi, Ascomycota, Leotiomycetes, Helotiales, Ploettnerulaceae. Gene Ontology annotation, biological process: riboflavin biosynthetic process.
AUGUUCACCGGAAUCGUCGAGAUAAUAGGAGUCGUGUCCGAGCUGAAUCCUCAAUCCGAGGACGGCGGUACAACCCUCACCAUCUCCAAUGCCUCCGAAAUCCUCGAUGACUGCCACCUCGGAGACAGCAUCAGCGUCAAUGGCACCUGCCUCACUGUAACAUCUUUCGACAAGAAUAGCUUCAAAGUCGGUGUCGCCCCCGAAACCUUGCGCAGAACGAAUCUCGGUUCCCUCAAACAGAACUCCAAUGUCAACCUGGAGCGAGCUGUGUCGGCGAGCACGCGAAUGGGGGGCCAUUUCGUGCAAGGCCAUGUAGACACCGUGGGCACGAUAUUGAAGGUUGAGCCGGAUGGAAAUGCCUUGACGUUUAGAUUCCAGCCAAGGGAUAAGAGUGUGCUCAGAUAUGUGGUUGAGAAGGGAUACGUUACACUGGAUGGGGCGAGCUUGACGGUUACGAAGGUGGAUGAUGAGGAGGGAUGGUGGGAGGUCAUGUUGAUUGCUUAUACGCAAGAGAAGGUCGUUACGGCAAGCAAGAAACCUGGCGACGAGGUCAAUGUCGAGGUUGAUCAGAUUGGCAAGUAUGUAGAGAAGGCAGUGGAGGGGUAUUUUUCCAAGGGAAGUAGUGGGGAGCCAGCGACUCUGCAGAAGAUGGUUGAGAGGAUUGUUGAUGCCAGAUUGAACUCAGCCAAGUAA